Malania oleifera is the source of this 3072-nucleotide messenger RNA. RefSeq lists its product as uncharacterized. Lineage: Eukaryota; Viridiplantae; Streptophyta; Magnoliopsida; Santalales; Ximeniaceae. The transcript is spliced from 10 exons. The record is from RefSeq and is a predicted model, not a curated record. The coding region runs from base 312 to 2579 and encodes 755 amino acids. Gene Ontology annotation, molecular function: protein binding; DNA binding.
GCUAAUACUCAUAUGAUCGGAGCUUGAAUAGCGUAGGGUUAAUGAGAAAAUUUUAAAUAAAAUUUCAUAUUAUUAAUCAGCAAUUAUUAAUAAUUAAAGAAAGCAGAAUUAAAGAGCCAGAAAAAUCCAAUUUCUUGGACAUCUGUCAGCAGUGAGUUGAAUCUGCAAGAAGCAAUACUGUCUUCUGAUGAUCGCCAUUGUUUAGCAAUGCAGAGGUUGGCCUUCUCGAAUCCGGAGCUGUGAUCUCUCUCUCUCGCGCCACCUUCUGGGCUCCUUGAGAAUCCAAAAAACACAGAAAGAAAUCGUCACCGAUGAAGAAGAGAAGGAUAAACAAGGAAGAGGUUGCGGAGGAUUUCUGCUUUCACUGCAAAGAUGGAGGAUCCAUCAGAAUCUGCGACUACAAGGAUUGUUUGAAGGCUUAUCAUCCUUCAUGCGUGGGAAGGGAGGAGUCUUUUCUAGAGGGCAAGGGGCAUUGGAAGUGUGAGUGGCAUUCUUGCUUCAUUUGCGGGAAAGCCUCAAAAUUUUAUUGUUAUUGCUGUCCGAGAAGUAUAUGUGGACGCUGCAUCGGUGAUGCUGAGUUUGCACAUGUUAGGAGAGAUAAAGGAUUCUGUGUGAACUGUUUAAAGCUUGCACUGCUUGUAGAAGAAGAGAAGGAUGUUGACUCUGAUGGGGGAAAAAUAGAUUUCAAAGAUCGAGAUACGGUGGAGUUCCUCUUCAUGGAAUAUUGGGAUAUUAUCAAGGAAAAAGAGGGCUUAACUGUAACUAAUCUUCGUUCUGCAGAUGCGCUAUUGAAGAAGAAUCAGAGCUUCAUAUCUUGUGCUGAUUUAGAUGAGAAUGAUGGUGAUGAAGAAGAAAAUAUGCUGAUGGUAUCUGAUUAUGAUGAUAAGGAUGAUAUUGCGGAACACAAGCCUGCCCACAAAAGGAAAAUAUGCAAGGGGCGGGUACAGGUAAUGAAUAAGAAGGUAAAGAAUGAGUUCAUUGGAUGGGGAUCAAGACCUCUUAUAGAAUUUCUAGAAUCCAUUGGCAAAGAUGCAAGCUCCAAAUUAUCACAAUAUGAUGUGACUUCUAUCAUUAAUUCGUAUAUUCAUGAAAACAAGCUUUUCCACCCAGAAAAGAAAAAGGUUAUUUGUGAUGCGAGACUACAUUCAGUUUUAGGUAGGAAGGUGGUGAAGAAGAAUAGAAUAUAUGACCUUCUGGAAGCCCAUUUUGCUGAGAAUCUUGAGGAAUCAGAGGAGGAAGAGGUGGUAUAUGGCUCACUGGACAAGGAGAAUUUCUUGGUGGCUCAUGGAAGGCAUAGAAACUCAAACGCAGACAAAAAAUCAUGGAACAAUAAAGUUGUUUUAGAAACCUCAAAAAGCUGUUUUGCAUCUUUAGUUGCCCAAAAUAUUAAGCUUGUCUAUUUGAAGAGAAGUUUGGUCGAGGAGCUGUUGAAGCAGCCUGAUACUUUUGAAGGCAAAGUCAUGGGAACCUUUGUCAGAGUCAAGUCAGACCCUAAUGACUACAUGCAAAGGAAUUCUCAUCAGUUAGUGCAAGUUACAGGUGUAAAGAAAAAUCCCAAAGUUGAUGACCUCAAUGCAGAAAUUCUCCUUCAAGUUACCAAUGUCCCAAAUGAUGUUCACAUUUGUAUGCUAUCUGACAGUGACUUCUCUGAGGAAGAAGGCAAGCAUUUACAUCAAAAAGUAAAAGAUGGAUUACUUAGAAGGCCUACUGUUGUAGAGCUUCAACAAAAAGCCCAAAGCUUGCAUGAGGAUAUCACAAAACAUUGGAUUGUGAGAGAGCUGGCUCUCUUACAGAACCUCAUUGAUCGAGCAAAUGAGAAGGGAUGGAGAAGAGAGCUAUUUGAAUACAUGGAAAGAAGACAACUGCUUCAGACAUCAUCAGAACAGUUAAGAUUAUUACGAGAUGUUCCAAAAGUGAUUGCAGAAGUAACAGAGCUUGAACUUGCUUCUGAGGACUACCCAAAAAAUGAUGAACAAGGAUGUGAUGACCUGACAAAAUCAGCUCUUGCGAGGAUUCCAAAAAACUCCAUCAAUAAUUCAGACGACAAAGAAAGUUCUACCUUCGUGAUUGGUUCAAAAGAUAACACAGUUUCAGUUGCAGAAGAAAAGCAACAAUCGUAUGCUGUGUUAAUUCCAGAAGAAAAGAGUCAUCAUUAUGCCAUGUCAAUUCUAGAGGAGAAUCGGCACCAAUCUGAAUCUUUUCCUGAAGAACAGAUUCAGCAUGAAAAGGAUUCUGUUCCUGAGGAACAGAUGCAGGAGCAAUCGACUAAUCCAGAACAAUUCAUGGUGAAGGACGAAAAGGCAUUGAUCGUUCCAUUAAUUGAAUUGAGUGAUGAUGAAAAAGAAGGUCCAAAGGCUGGAAUUCAAGAACAGAUAAUUGAGGACCUGCAUAGCUCUAUCUGGUACUGCAUAGGUCCCUAUGGUAAAACAAAGGGCCCCUAUUCAUUGUCCUUGCUUAAGCGUUGGGUUGACUGCAGUUCUUAUGCCUCCAAAUUUAAGGUUUGGAAGAUGGGUGAAAGCCAAGAAAAAGCGAUCUCAUUGACCAAAAUUAUGAGCCAGAUCUUCGCAGAAAGAAGCUAGAAGCAAAAUAUUUUUGUUGAAUUGCAAAUGCAAGUAAAUAAGCGUGCUUUUUAAGGUUUGUCAGGCAGGUUGGAACAAAGAAUAAGUGAAAUACAUAAUGGUUGUGGGGAGGGACUUUUGGUGCCCCAGUGUCCAGUGUCCCGUGUUUGUCAUUAUCUUAGCCUCAACUUGAGCAUUCCUCACAGGAAAAAACAGUGUUUUUUCAGACAGCAUCUAUUGGCAUGGUCAAAAUAUACCUCAUGGUUAUUUAUCAACAUGCACAGCUCUGGUAUUACAUAAUUUAUGUUUGCAAUUGCUUCUUGCCUGUUGCUUCUUGCCUAUUGCUUUUCUCAUCUUGUGUUCUAUUUUCUAAGUUUAUAUGUAAAAGUUGGUGGACACUUUUUUUAAUUGUUUUUCUAGAUUUUUUCACAUUUAGGAGCAUGAAAUUUGAAUAUUGUUGCAGACUAUGACAACAUAUUACAAAAUUGGAUGGAAUUUUUCAUUGUCGCUCCAA